Molecule: messenger RNA, 1495 nt
Organism: Notechis scutatus (mainland tiger snake)
Lineage: Eukaryota; Metazoa; Chordata; Lepidosauria; Squamata; Elapidae
Gene: SLC25A14
Product: solute carrier family 25 member 14
Biological process (GO): transmembrane transport
Source: RefSeq, a predicted model, not a curated record
GAGCGAACCCUUUUUUUUUUCUUCCCCGCCCUCCUUUGUAAUACUUUUGGCCUUUGCCGGCUGCCGUCCGGACCAAGCGCGAAUCCUCUCCGGCGGGCGAAAGAAACGAGGGAGCGCGGCUUGGCGAUCGGGAAGAACGAAGCUGCAAGGGGGGAGGGGGCCCGCCGGCUCUCUUCCUCCGCCGCCGCGAUGUCCGUCCUCAGCUGGAAGCCGUUCGUCUACGGGGGAUUGGCCUCGCUGGUGGCCGAAUUCGGGACCUUCCCUGUGGAUCUCACCAAAACACGGCUUCAAGUCCAAGGACAAAGCAUUGAUUCCCGUUUCCGAGAGAUCAAGUAUCGGGGCAUGUUCCAUGCCUUGUUCCGCAUCUCCAGAGAAGAAGGCAUUCUAGCAUUGUACUCUGGAAUCGCACCGGCAUUAUUAAGACAAGCAUCUUACGGCACCAUAAAGAUUGGUAUAUACCAGAGUUUGAAACGACUCUUUGUGAACCGUUUAGAAGAUGAAACGUUAUUAAUCAAUGUCAUAUGUGGAGUGAUUUCAGGGGUGAUCUCCUCUGCUUUGGCUAACCCGACAGAUGUAUUAAAGAUUCGAAUGCAAGCUCAGGGCAGCCUGUUCCAGGGAGGCAUGAUUGGAAGCUUCAUAGACAUCUACCAGCAAGAAGGCACACGAGGCCUCUGGAGGGGUGUGGUUCCCACUGCUCAGCGAGCUGCUAUUGUGGUAGGAGUUGAGUUACCAGUCUAUGACAUCACUAAGAAACACUUAAUACUUUCAGGACUCAUGGGAGACACAAUUCUGACCCAUUUUAUUUCCAGUUUUACCUGUGGAUUAGCUGGUGCCGUAGCUUCGAAUCCGGUGGACGUGGUUCGAACCCGCCUGAUGAACCAGCGGGCCAUAGUGGGAAGCGUGGAGCUGUAUAGGGGAACAAUAGACGGCCUGCUAAAGACUUGGAAGAGUGAGGGUUUCUUUGCACUUUACAAAGGCUUCUGGCCAAAUUGGUUGAGACUUGGUCCCUGGAAUAUCAUUUUUUUUAUCACCUACGAGCAGCUGAAGAGGCUCCCCUUUUAAGAUGCCGGUUUGGAUUGGUCGUCCAGCUGCCCUUCCCGUUCCCCUCCAUUCCUGCAUCUUCAUGUAUUUUUAUUUUUAUUUUGGUCUACAUGGACUUUGUUUCACCCUCCCAUGUGCUGAGUGCUCAGUAUUGGGAGGGUGGCUUAAGGGGGGAAGGGGAGGAUGGGUCCACAAAUACAGUAUUCAGAGCCUGGUGCACGUGCUUUGCCCCCCGCAAGGGAGACGGUGGAACAUGGAGGGAGAGCACUUAGGUCUGUGUUUGUAUCUUCCAUGAAGAGAGCUGUGAGUUAAAAACCCUUUUCACUGCCACGUGGCUUUUGCAGUAGGCAAUUCCUCUUCCCCCUUUGGCCCGUGCCAGAGGAAAGGGGGAAAGAAGGGUGCUGCUGCAGGCCUCCUUUCAUUGCCAUACAACCCCAUUAAACUAUUUAUUGGA